Molecule: messenger RNA, 1624 nt
Organism: Rhodamnia argentea
Lineage: Eukaryota; Viridiplantae; Streptophyta; Magnoliopsida; Myrtales; Myrtaceae
Product: serine/threonine-protein kinase 16
Exons: 6
Coding region: 421-1458 (345 amino acids)
Biological process (GO): protein phosphorylation
Cellular component (GO): cytoplasm
Molecular function (GO): protein serine/threonine kinase activity; ATP binding
Source: RefSeq, a predicted model, not a curated record
UAUAGAAACCCAUGUGGUCGAUUGUAAUUUUGCAGGGGAUCCCGGACGUGAUGCUCGCGAAGGAAAACGAGAGAUCAGAGCAAUUUAGCAAGCCCAAAAAUAUAUAAUCACGAAACACACACAGACGCAGAAUUGCAACAGAUCAACCCCCCCUUUCGCUCUCCGUCUCUCUCUCGCUUGCAAGUCAUUGACGCGAAGAAGCCUUGAAGGAGACGCAGAGCGAGACAGAGAGAUAGAGAGAGCCCACGAGAUUUCAAGAUCCCCAAUUCAUUUCUAUUGAAUGGUGAAACAGUAGGAAUGAGAAAUUAGCAAUCUUGAAAUCGUUUCACAGAGAGAGGGUGAGAAAAGAAAAAAGGGGGGAAUUUUUUUUUUUCCUUUCUUUCUUUCUACGUGCUUGAAGAACGAGAGGAGUUUGUACAGAUGGGGUGUACAUUUUCUGGGUUGAACGCGCUAUACGACGCCGUGAAUGGGGGAGGGGACGUCUGGAUCAACGAGAACAGGUUCAGGAUCUUGAGGCAGCUCGGGGAAGGUGGGUUCGCGUUCGUGUAUCUGGUCAAGGAGGUGGUCAACGAUUCCUCCUCUGUCUCCGGUGGAGGUCUGGCCAAGAAAGUGAAGGACCCUUCUCAUCUUUCAGAUGAUGGCACUUACGCAAUGAAAAAAGUUCUCAUUCAGAAUGGUGAACAGUUGGAAUUGGUGAGGGAAGAGAUUCGUGUUUCAUCUCUGUUUAGUCACCCCAAUCUGCUUCCCCUUCUGGAUCACGCCAUCAUUGCUGUUAAGACUGCACAAGAAGGAUCUUGGAACCAUGAAGCAUAUUUGUUAUUUCCAGUUCAUCUGGAUGGAACUUUAUUUGAUAAUGCCAAAGCUAUGAAAGCAAAAAAAGAGUUCUUUUCAACCGCUGAUGUCCUCCAAAUAUUCCGACAGCUUUGUGCAGGACUUAAACAUAUGCACAGUUUGGAGCCACCUUAUGCACAUAAUGAUGUGAAACCUGGUAAUGUCCUCAUAACGCAUAGGAAGGGACAACCUCCUCUUGCAAUAUUGAUGGAUUUUGGAAGCGCUCGGCCUGCAAGGAGGCAAAUUCGCUCUCGUUCAGAGGCACUGCAGUUACAGGAGUGGGCUUCUGAACAUUGUUCAGCACCUUUCCGGGCACCUGAGUUAUGGGACUGCCCGAGCCAGGCAGACAUUGAUGAGAGAACUGAUAUAUGGUCUUUAGGAUGUACGCUGUACGCAAUAAUGUUUGGUGUAUCUCCAUUUGAGUAUGCCCUUGGAGAAUCCGGAGGAAGCCUACAAUUAGCGAUAGUCAAUGCGCAGGUGAAGUGGCCGGCUGGACCCAAUCCUCCAUAUCCAGAAGCGCUCCACCAGUUCGUGACGUGGAUGCUUCAGCCGCAGGUCGCGAUCCGUCCGCACAUUGAUGAUGUCAUAAUUCACGUCGACAAGUUGAUCUCAAAGUUCUCUCACUGAGCUCUUGUAGGAUGAGAACGAUGUGGGAGUAGCGCUAGUCCUAGAGAAUGGUCAUUUAAAGAGAGUCCGUAUAUCUAUCUCCUAUUUUGCCUCUCUUAUCCUCUUCUGUGAUUGUCCAUGAAAGCAGUUUUAACAGUUCGUUAUAAAAUAUUUCACUAAGGUAAAA